Thermochaetoides thermophila DSM 1495 is the source of this 294-nucleotide messenger RNA. RefSeq lists its product as uncharacterized. The transcript has 3 exons. The record is from RefSeq and is a predicted model, not a curated record. The coding region runs from base 1 to 294 and encodes 97 amino acids. Lineage: Eukaryota; Fungi; Ascomycota; Sordariomycetes; Sordariales; Chaetomiaceae.
AUGUCGUACCCGCAACAGCCCAACGCGCCGUACUACCCUCCUCCGCAGGGGCAGCCCGGGCCUUAUCCUCCUCCCCAGGGCUACGCGCCGGGUCCCUAUCCGCCCCAGGGUGGUUACCCUCCUCCGCAAGGUGGUUACCCGCCGCAGGGUCAGAUGCAGUAUCAGGAGCAGCCACCAGCUAAGGAGGAGAAGAGCCACGGAUGCCUGUACACAUGCAUCGCUACGAUCUGCUGCUGCUGGUUGUGCGGCGAAGCUUGCGAGUGCUGCCUUGAGUGUCUCGACCUCUGCUUCUAA